Molecule: messenger RNA, 1443 nt
Organism: Alternaria atra
Lineage: Eukaryota; Fungi; Ascomycota; Dothideomycetes; Pleosporales; Pleosporaceae
Exons: 1
Coding region: 1-1443 (480 amino acids)
Source: RefSeq, a predicted model, not a curated record
AUGCCGUCGCAUUCUCGGUCCAAGACGGUCGACGUCGUUGGCCAAGGCAAACGUCUAUCGCUACAGUUCCCCAUCCAGCCAAGUGCAGGCAUCAACUCACCAACCCCCUCGACACGAUCGCGCCCACAAUCAUGGAUGAAUGGAGCAACAUCUGUCCAUUCCCCAGAACCCGAAGAUUCUACCUCCGAGACAAAUAUCCUGGCGGUUCUUGCUGCUCAAGAGCGCUAUGUGCUCGAACUGAAGGAAGAACUUACCAAAGCUGAGGCGGAUCUGAACAUGCUCAAGACGCAUUGGACCCACCACGAAGCCAACAAGCGUCGCAAUGAGGUGCGUAAGGUUGCUGCGCUGCAGCCGUUAAACACGUCGCUUGCCAAUGCUCCAGCGGGCCAAUAUGAGGACGAUGGCUCGAACCUGUGGAUGCAGAAAGAGAUGGAACGUAGGAGGGCCCUGCUUAAUAACACCAAGACUUCCCAGCGAAAGGUCUUCAGUGGCUCGCGACAUCUACGGACCUUAUCCCUACUUUCUCCCGACCGCCUCCAGUCACCGUCGUUCCCCCAGCCACUCGAUUUACAGGAUGACCAUUCGUCAGACUCCCGACCACAGCUCCCUACAAGGGCUUCCACUUCGUCAGAGAUUACACGACAAGUUGUCAAUGGCGGUGAACACGACCGGUAUGACAUGGGUGGCAUGCCGACCAUACAGCGUGAACAGCUCAUCCGCGCUGGCACACAGAUGGCGGCAGACUUCAAGAAAGGGCUGUUCACAUUCAUGGAGGAUAUCCGACAAGCAACUGUAGGCGAUGAAGCAGUCAACACGGCGGAUGGUAAUACUGGCAUGACAGGUGUCAAAAACCCCUCCAAGUCUGGCCGAAAAUCGUCCGAUGGUCGCCCAGCCCUUAGUCGGUCCGCCAGCUCGAAGAAGAAUACACAACAAUUAGGCUCCAUCGGCGACGACUUCUGGAAGGAGAUGGGUCUGAGUGAGCCCAAGACCAGUGCAGUCAACAAGAAGACGCACGCACUCAAGAACACGACUACCCCGCAAAAACAGAUCCGCAAAGUUGCAUCAGAAGAGGACUGGGAUAACUGGGACACACCCAACGAGUCGCUUCUGGUCGAUUUGGGAGACUCCAAGGACAGCUCGGAUGAAUCGGAUGCGCAGACGUCGCCGGUUUCUGGUCCAGGUAGCUCGCAAACAAGUAGCAGCACCAGGUACCACUCGAAACGUCACGACUCCAAGGCAUCAUCGCUUACCUCUAUCAACCAAGAAGACAUCACACCCCGAGACUCAAAGCGUAGCUCUAUCCCCUGGCCUGAUAUGACAAAGGUGUCGCCAAGCAACUUGAAGCGUACUGCAUCGCAUCUGAUGAGGGAGUGGGAGAAGCAACUCACGCCACCUCCGGAGUCGAGGAGUGAGGAUUACUCGCACGGCGAUUUUAUGAACUGA